Messenger RNA from Dipodomys ordii (Ord's kangaroo rat), 614 nucleotides. Its product is annotated as protein KRI1 homolog. The record is from RefSeq and is a predicted model, not a curated record. The coding region runs from base 186 to 614 and encodes 142 amino acids. The transcript has 3 exons. Lineage: Eukaryota; Metazoa; Chordata; Mammalia; Rodentia; Heteromyidae.
GUGCUUUAACCACCAGUGCCUCAGUUUCCCCGUUUGUAAAAAGGAACCAAUAACAGCCCAUCCCUGCCCUGUGUCAGUGUUGAGGUGACUGAGGCCUCAGAGUUGGGGUCCUCCCCUCCCUCCUGCAGAUCCUGGCCGCUGACGACAAGGAGCUGAACCGCUGGUGCUCGCUCAAGAAGACCUGCAUGUACAGGUCAGAACAUGAGGAGCUCCAGGACAAGCGAGCAUACAGCCAGAAAGCCCAGAACUCCUGGAAGAAGAGGCAGAUCUUCAAAUCGCUCUGCCCAGAGGAGACGGAGCCCCCCCUGGACGGCACGGGAACGCCACAGAGGGACGCGGCUUCAGUUCCCGACGUUGCGGGGAGGAAGCGGCCGCGGCCUGCGAGCCCCCCGGGGCAGGAAGCGGAGGCCCUGGGGUCCCCAGGCACGAAGCCUGCGCCCCAGGGGCGGCGGCGCGGCAGGAAGGCGCGGCUGCUGGGCCCCACCGUGACCCUGGGCGGCCGCGAGUUCAGCCGCCAGAGACUGCAGGCCUUCGGGCUGAACCCCAAACGCCUGCACUUCCGGCAGCUGGGGCGGCGCGGAAGGCGGCCGCGGGGACCCCGGGGGCACCCCUGA